Molecule: messenger RNA, 3667 nt
Organism: Vombatus ursinus (common wombat)
Lineage: Eukaryota; Metazoa; Chordata; Mammalia; Diprotodontia; Vombatidae
Gene: TLR7
Product: toll like receptor 7
Exons: 4
Coding region: 259-3513 (1084 amino acids)
Biological process (GO): defense response to virus; toll-like receptor signaling pathway; canonical NF-kappaB signal transduction
Cellular component (GO): plasma membrane
Molecular function (GO): pattern recognition receptor activity; protein binding
Source: RefSeq, a predicted model, not a curated record
UCCCAGGAGCCCAGAGUGUAGCAGCAUCCCCCAGUCUAACCAUCCUGCUUCCAACCUAGCCCUCACAGCCGUCAUCUAGGGUAGCAAUUCCUGUGAAGGAGGGGCCGCUCAUCAUCCUCAUCAACUACUAAAUGACUGCCACCCACAAGUACUGAUUUUUCUUUAUUCCAUGGAGACUCUUCGUCUUUGGAGCCUGCAGAAGCAGAGAGAGAACUCAAAAGCUACUGGACUGAUGUCAGGCUGAUCUCUGCUUCUUUGAUGUCCAGCUCUCUUCCAGCAAGAACGCUACAUCCCACUUUGAAAACAACACCAAAAAUGGUAGGAUCAAACUCUGGCUUCCUAAGAAAAAAAGAAAAUGUUUUGAUAUUCCUCAUGCAAGAAUUAUACAGACCAUUCCUUGUUCUCUUUCAUCUGUUCCUAUGGUACAAACUUCCUGGAGCUAGAUGGUUUCCUAAAACCUUGCCUUGUAACGUGACUCAGAACAUUAUGGAAGCCAGUGUGAUGGUCAAUUGCACUAAUAAACAUCUCACAGAAAUCCCAAAAGGAAUUCCUUACAAUACAACCAACCUGACCCUCACCAUCAAUCACAUCCCCAAAAUUUCCCCAAACUCUUUUGAUGGCCUGAAAAAUCUGGUGGAAAUUGAUUUCCGAUGCAAUUGUGUUCCUGUCAGACUAGGGUCAAAAGACCACAUAUGCACCAAGAAGCCAAAUAUCAGUUUUGGGAGCUUUAGAAAUCUCACUAAGUUGAAGUCAUUGUACUUGGAUGCAAAUCAACUCUCUGAGAUACCUUUGGGCCUUCCUUCCAGCUUACAGCUGCUGAGUCUUGAAGCAAACAACAUCUUUUCUAUCACCAAAGAGAACCUGACUGACUUGGACAACCUAGAAAUACUCUAUCUGGGCCAAAAUUGUUAUUUCCGUAAUCCUUGCAAUGUUUCUUUUUUUAUAGAAAAAGAUGCCUUCCAGAGUCUGAGGAAUUUAACAGUAUUAUCCCUAAAGGCUAACAAUUUAACUACUGUUCCCACUACUUUACCAUCCAGUUUAACAGAACUCUACCUUUAUAACAAUAUUAUCCAAAGCAUUGAAAAGGAUGAUUUUCAAAACCUCUACCAGUUACAAAUUCUUGACUUAAGUGGAAAUUGCCCUCGUUGUUUCAAUGUCCCCUUUCCUUGUAUCCCUUGUCCAAAUAAUAGCCAAUUAAAGAUCCAUCCAGAUGCUUUUGAUUCAUUAACUGAAUUAAAAUAUUUGCGUCUCCAUAGUAAUUCACUCCGGGAUAUACCUAAGAGUUGGUUUAAAAACACUAACAAACUUGAAGAACUUGACCUUUCCCAAAACUUCCUGGUCAAUGAAAUUGGAGAUGCCAAGUUUUUGUAUUCUCUUGACAGUCUCAUAAAACUGGACUUGUCUUUUAAUUACGAACCGCAGCUCUACUGUGCUUAUUUGAACUUGUCAAAAGCAUUUGCUUCAUUGAAAAAUCUGAAAAUCUUGAGGCUCAAAGGGUAUGUCUUUACGGAAUUGAGAAGAACCAACCUCUUACCCUUACAGAAUCUCUCACAGCUUGAAGUGUUAGAUCUUGGCACCAACUUUAUCAAAAUUGCUGACCUGGGUGUGUUCAAAGAAUUCCAAGCUCUGAAAAACAUUGAUCUUUCUGUUAAUAAAAUAUCUCCUUCUGGAGAAUCAAGUCAAAAUGGAUUUUGUUCAAUGGCCAGGACUUCUACGGAGUUCCAUGCUUCCCAAGUAUAUGAAUCUAUGCAUUAUUUCAGAUAUGAUGAGUUUGCCCGAAGUUGCAUGUUUAAAAGCAAAGAGAAGCCUUCUCUCUCACUGAUCAACAAUAACUGUGAGUCAUAUGGAAAAACCCUAGAUUUAAGCAGAAAUAAUAUAUUUUUUAUCAAGUCCAGUGAUUUCCAGGAUCUUUUUUUCCUGAAGUGCCUGAAUUUAUCAGGAAAUAGCAUUAGCCAGGCUCUCGAUGGCAGUGAAUUCCAACCUUUAGCAAAAUUGAAAUACCUGGAUUUCUCUAACAACAAACUUGAUUUGCUUCAUCCAACAGCUUUUCAGGAGCUGCAGGAGCUAGAAGUUCUAGAUAUUAGUGGUAACAGUCACUACUUUCUGUCAGAAGGGAUUACUCACAUGCUUAAUUUCACCAAGAACCUACCUGUGUUGAAGAAAUUGAUGAUGAAUGGGAAUGAUAUCUCCACCUCCACCAGCACAGAAAUGGAAAGUGAAUCUUUAAGGAUUCUGGAAUUCCGAGGAAACCACUUAGAUAUUUUAUGGAGAGAUGGUGAUAACCGAUAUUUGCGACUCUUCAGGAAUCUGAUCAAGCUGGAGGAGUUGGAUAUUUCUGAAAAUUUCCUCAGUUUUUUGCCUCCUGGAGUUUUUGAGGGCAUGCCUCCGAAUCUGAAGACUCUCUUCUUGUCCAGAAAUAAUCUUAAGUCUUUCAACUGGGGCAAGCUCAUCUGUCUUAAAAAUCUAGAAACACUGGAUCUCAGUUAUAAUCAUCUGACCACUGUUCCUGAAGUACUAUCCAAUUGUUCCAAAAGUCUCAAGAAACUGAUACUUAGUCAUAACCACAUCCAUCGCCUGACAAAGAAUUUUCUCCAGGAUGCUUUUCAGUUGAGAUAUCUGGACCUUAGUUCGAAUGAUCUUCGUGUCAUUCAGAAGUCUAGCUUCCCAGAAAAUGUCCUUGACCAUCUUGAUAUGCUGCUUUUACACGGCAAUCACUUUUUGUGUAAUUGUGAUGCUGUAUGGUUGGUGUGGUGGAUUAACCAAACAGAGGUCACUAUUCCUUAUUUGGCCACUGAAGUGACCUGUGCAGGACCAGGAGCACACAAAGGCCAGAGCUUGAUUUCACUCAAUUUAUAUACGUGUGAGUUAGAUUUGACUAAUUUUAUUCUGUACUCUAUCUCAGUAUUCAUUAUUCUUUGCCUGACGGUUGUUCCAGUCACAAACCACCUGUAUUUCUGGGAUAUGUGGUAUAGCUAUCAUUUCUGUAAAGCCAAACUGAGGGGAUAUCAACGUCUCUCUUCAACAGAUUUUUGCUAUGAUGCUUUUAUUAUUUACGACACCAGCGAUCCAAAGGUGGGAGAAUGGGUUAUCAAAGAACUGAUGGUAAACAUUGAAAGCCGAGGAGAUAAGCAAUUCAAUUUAUGUCUUGAAGAACGAGACUGGUUGCCAGGAAAACCAGUUUUGGAAAACCUUUCCCAGAGUAUACAACUAAGCAAAAAAACAAUAUUUGUGAUGACGAAUGCCUAUGUCAAGUCAGGGAACUUUAAGACAGCAUUUUACUUGUCACAUCAAAGGCUUAUGGAUGAAAAACUAGAUGUGAUUAUUCUGAUAUUUCUUGAAAAAGCUCUUCAGAGAUCUAAGUACCUCCAACUCAGACAAAGAUUGUGCAAGAGCUCUGUCCUCGAAUGGCCCACCAACCCACAGGCUCAUCCUUAUUUUUGGCAGUGUCUGAAAAAUGCCAUAGCCACAGACAAUGAUACAGCCUACAGUAAGGUGUUUAAAGAGACGCUCUAGCUCUCUUCUUCACAAACUACUCUGUGGAAAAAGUUUUCAGAGUUUCAUAUGGGACAUGAAGAGAGUGCCCCAUUGCCAAUUUUUUUGGGGGAGUGAGGCAAUUGGGGUUAAGUGACUUGCCUCGGGUCACACAGCUAGUAAGUGUCAAGUGUCU